This is a messenger RNA of Trypanosoma cruzi, 603 nucleotides long. RefSeq lists its product as uncharacterized. Bases 1 to 603 code for a protein of 200 amino acids. Lineage: Eukaryota; Euglenozoa; Kinetoplastea; Trypanosomatida; Trypanosomatidae. The transcript has a single exon. The record is from RefSeq and is a predicted model, not a curated record.
AUGGUAUGGGAGUGGGUCUUUCGCUGGCUAAAGCCUCGCAGUGGCGUAGAGGAUAAGAAGACAUCUGAGGAAAUUUUGGCGUAUGAAACUCUGAGGAAAGCGCAGACGGAGCUGAAACGUCUUGAAAGUGACAUUGAGACCAACACGGAAACACUCCGUCAGUGUGAGGAAGCACUGGAUUCCCUCUUUCACAAGGAGUUGCAGCUGCGGGAAGGGUUAGAAGGAAUCCUUAUGGAGAUGCAUGAUCAUACUUCAGUGGAUUUAGAGAACACGAUCGGAAAUAAUAGCGACGGCAUCGCGUCUCUCCAACAGAUCCUUAUGCAUAUCCAGCGGAAGAGGGGAAAACUACACGACCAGGGAUAUCGGCUUCAUAUCAAACUGCAGUGCCUGAAGGCGGAGAAAAAGGGUGUUGUCAAAUCGACAAAUAUGCUGCUGUCGCGUUUAUUGGGGAACGGUUUGGCAGUUCAAAAUGGAAUGGGUGAGGAGGACGGAAAGGAGGGGGAACAGGGUGACGAUGACGAUGGCAGCUGGAGAGCCGUGGUUCACUCGCCCCCAGUCUCGGUGAGCUUUAUUGAGGAAUACAGAGAGAAAGAGGGCUCGUAA